Messenger RNA from Oryza brachyantha (malo sina), 576 nucleotides. Its product is annotated as transcription factor MYB77-like. The coding region runs from base 1 to 576 and encodes 191 amino acids. Gene Ontology annotation, biological process: regulation of DNA-templated transcription. The transcript has a single exon. The record is from RefSeq and is a predicted model, not a curated record. Lineage: Eukaryota; Viridiplantae; Streptophyta; Magnoliopsida; Poales; Poaceae. Gene Ontology annotation, cellular component: nucleus. Gene Ontology annotation, molecular function: RNA polymerase II cis-regulatory region sequence-specific DNA binding; DNA-binding transcription factor activity, RNA polymerase II-specific.
AUGGCGGCGGGCGGCGGCGGCAGGAAGACGCCGUGGACGGAGGAGGAGGACGAGGUGCUGCGGCGAGGGGUGCGCGAGCACCGGCGGCAGAACUGGGCGGAGAUCGCGCUGGCGCUGCCCCGGCGCGGGCCCAAGUCGUGCCGGCUGCGGUGGUGCCAGCACCUGUCGCCGGAGCUGGACAGCCGGGCCUUCACCCCGGAGGAGGACGCGCUCAUCGUCGAGCAGCAGCGCGUGCACGGCAACAAGUGGGCCACCAUCGCGCGCUGCCUCACCGGCCGCUCCGACAACGCCGUCAAGAACCGGUGGAACUCGACGCUCCGCAAGCUGCGGCCGGCCGCCGCGGAGAAGGCGGUCGCAGCCGCGCACGACGACGCCCCGGUUUGCCUCGAGCUGUUCCCCGCGAGGGCCGGGGGCGUGAAGGAGGCUGCGGUGUCGACGGUGGCGGCGGGUCGGUUCUCCCGUGAGAAGGAUGAGGAGGACGUGGCGACCGGACUGACGCUGGGGUUGCCGGUGCUGAGCGAGGAGGCGGAGGAGCUGGAGCUCAGGCUCCGGCCUUCGUGGCCGGCGACCAUGUGA